AUGUUUGAAUUGACUGACUAUGUAUUGCAGCUUGCCCAACGAAUCGAUCAAGCUAGAAGUGAAUUUGAUGUCAAAUUUGCGGAAGCAGAGACUCAACUGGGACGAAUGAUCACCGCUUUCAAUCUUCCCAUUGCUGCUGGCUAUAGUCUUUAUUACAACAUUAGAAGCGGAUAUCAACGUGAAGCCAUGCGAUAUGACGGGGACUUCUCAAAAAUACACAAAGCAAUGGAAGCUUCGUUGGUCAGAGAAGCUGCAAAAUAUCUUUCCCCGCAAGAACUUAGGCUAUUGGAGCGUCGCUUAUGGGAACUGGACCAAAGAGAGAGCAGAAAUAUUCAGCUCGCCUAUCAACUUACUCGCUCCGAAGGGAUCUCGAAAUAA
This is a messenger RNA of Cylicostephanus goldi, 378 nucleotides long. NCBI's taxonomy places the organism in Eukaryota, Metazoa, Nematoda, Chromadorea, Rhabditida, Strongylidae. The record is from the annotation of a GenBank genome assembly.